UUUAUAAUUACAAGAGUACUGAUAAUAAAAAAAAUAAUCAAAAUUUCACAUUAGCAAAUAUGCUAGUUAAAAUGAGAUAAAUAAAAACAAAGGAAGUGGCGUAAAACCCUACCACCCAAAGGCGCAACGGCACCCAAAACCGAAUGGGGCAUAACCUUUUCACUUCUGAGCUCUAACGUCCUAUAUUCCUUCCUUGAUCACCCCCUUAUCAUACAUAGACCGUUCCAAUAUUCUUGUAUACCGACAUUUCUCAGUAUUCUCACAACCCCACCAAAAAAAAAAUGGAAACAUCUCCAAUACACCAUUAUCAAAGCAGAAAGAAACUCAUUAAAAGCUAAAACAACAGUUUCCACAAUUAAUCCCCAACAUUAAAAUGUUCAAGUUUAAUUCAUAAACUCCUCCCAAAAUUAAAUGGGUAACUCCCACAUUAACACUCGUAAAAACCGGCAUCAUCAUCACCAUCAACAACAGGUGGAACAAUCUUCUUCAUCAAUUCCUCCCCCUUCAAAUCCCAACUAUUUAUACCCCCCUCCUACUCCUCUCUUUCCAUAUCCGUACAAUCCUCAACCUCAAUCUUCUUCUUCUUCAAUGGCGCUUUCGUUGCCGUACUCCCAUGUCGACUCCUGCUUACGCGCUCUAGCUCAACAAGCUCAGGGUUUCGGUCGAUUUUCCCUUGGCGGCCUUCACGGUCCCCUUUUUCAUGUCACCACCCUCUCCGAUGAUGGGCCGGGAUCGUUAAGGGAAGCGUGUCGAAAGAAGGAACCACUCUGGAUUGUAUUUGAAGUUUCAGGUACCAUUGAGCUGAAGUCGUACUUGAAUGUAUCGUCUUGUAAGACGAUAGAUGGACGUGGGCAAAGGAUUAAGUUCACAGGGAAAGGGUUAAGGCUCAAGGAGUGUGAGCAUGUGAUUAUAUGCAAUCUUGAGUUUGAAGGUGGGAGGGGACAUGAUGUAGAUGGGAUUCAGAUUAAGCCGAAUUCUAAGCAUAUAUGGAUUGAUCGUUGCACCUUGCGUGAUUAUGAUGAUGGUCUCAUUGAUAUCACCAGGCAGAGUACUGAUAUCACUAUCUCUAGGUGUCAUUUCUCUCAGCAUGACAAAACAAUGCUCAUUGGAGCAGAUCCAUCUCAUGUUGAUGAUAGAUGCAUUCGGGUGACUAUUCACCACUGUUUCUUUGAUGGAACUCGACAAAGACAUCCUCGUGUGAGAUACGGGAAGGUUCAUCUUUACAACAAUUACACCAGGGGUUGGGGUAUUUAUGCUGUCUGUGCCAGUGUAGAAUCUCAGAUAUAUUCUCAGUGCAACAUUUAUGAAGCUGAUAAGAAGAAAACAGCUUUUCUGUACUAUACAGAGAAGGCCACUGAUAAAGAACAAGAAGCUACUGGAAGCAUAAUAUCUGAAGGAGACCUCUUUUUAAAUGGCGCUGUAUCAGGAGUAAAGCCAUUGGCGAAUGAAGAGACUGUGUUUCAUCCCAGCGAGUUUUACAGUGACUGGACAUUGGAACCUCCUACUGAAUCCCUUAAACAUAUUCUCCAGCAUUGUACAGGAUGGCAGAACAUUCCUUGCUUGCCUGAAAAUCUCUCUGAUGCUUAGUCAGGCUUACUAUGCAGCAAUACGAACAACCAGAACAUCACCAUUCUUCUAUAAAUAUAAACAUAUACAGGGAGAUUAGUCAUCGUUUGAAUAUUAUAAUAAUGUAGAUAGAUAGUCAGUAUUUACCAUUUCCGUGAUAUGACUAAUAAUAAUAAUAAUGUUCAUUUGCUGCAAACUAGAAAUGCUGAUAAAUAAGAAAAACUCGUUCUUGUCA
Messenger RNA from Chenopodium quinoa (quinoa), 1801 nucleotides. RefSeq names its product probable pectate lyase 4. The transcript is spliced from 5 exons. The coding region runs from base 412 to 1587 and encodes 391 amino acids. The record is from RefSeq and is a predicted model, not a curated record. Lineage: Eukaryota; Viridiplantae; Streptophyta; Magnoliopsida; Caryophyllales; Amaranthaceae. Gene Ontology annotation, molecular function: pectate lyase activity.